UUCUGGCUGAAGUCUUGCUCCGAAUUCUUUGGAAGAUGAAAUCCCAACAACGCGACGACUUGGGUGGUUUGAUUCGUGAAGAGUCGCUGCGCCGAUGGGCCACGAUGCAGGUGCCCUUCGUUCAUCAAGAGGAACCGCAUUCUCUGUCGAGUCUGGGCCGGGUCCUCCAGCGCUUGCUGGUGCCCAUUGGGUCAAAGGCUGGAAUCGUUGGAUCGCCUAUGACGACCCAGGCAUGGACACAGCUUGAGCUGAUGCUUGAGGCAUGCUAUCGUGGCGAGCACCUUCCACGAGAGAGGUGUUUGGCAAAACACAUCCAUGUGACAAAAUCAGGUUUCGCGAAGCGCGGAGUUGCAAUUCUCCAAAGCAUCUACCACGCUCAGCUUGACUGUCGCCAGCCGCCAACUGUGCAGCACUUGUCGGAUUCUGAAGAUGAUGCACCCCGUCCUGCAGAGAAGAAUGGUUCGACGUCUCCGCAACGGCGGAGCUUUGUGUCCCAGGCAAAGGCUGAUAAGGUCUACGUCGACACGCCGAUGGACAGAGACCCCGCAGCUGGGAGUAUACUCUUCGAAAGGCAAGUUGGACAUGGCCGCCCUCUCAGCAGCAAACAUGCUGUGAUGACCUUCUACGAUGAGGAUCUUCCGCUGUACUACAUCCAGCUGGAUCGCCAACGACUGAAGGUGAGCUAUUCAUCUUCAGAUGGGCUAUGCCUCGGAUAUUUGGUGCACAAAAAUGUCUUGGCAGAGCUUCUGGAGGAUGCAACGACUUCGCACUCAGGUUCGGACGGUGGUUUGCAGUUGGUGCGCAGCCUUCGCAUGAAGUUCUUGCCAUGGAUUGUGGACGUUCUGCGGUCACCUUUGCCCAGCGACACCAAGACGUGGAUUCUCAGAUGUUGCGAAAGGAUGGGAAUGGUGGCCGUGGCACCAUACCAGGAGCCCAAUCAUGUUAACCUGGCUAUUAUGGCAUUCAGCCUUUGCCGCUGUUGUCCUGCUGGCUCGGAUGCUGCACUCUUCCUCCGCAGUGUGCUCAUGAAUGCCUGGCACAUCCCCGAAGAGGUGAAGCACUUCGUGGAGCGCAAAAGCGAUGUCUACGGUGUCUACGUUGUGAAGCCUGGCACCUUGCAGAGGAUUCAAGAGCUUGGACUGCGUGUUGCAGUGCGGGACUUUGAAAGAGAGGUGUGGCAACGAAGUCUGGACAACAGCCGCGGAGCUUAG
Messenger RNA from Cladocopium goreaui, 1211 nucleotides. NCBI's taxonomy places the organism in Eukaryota, Dinophyceae, Suessiales, Symbiodiniaceae. The record is from the annotation of a GenBank genome assembly.